Messenger RNA from Cinara cedri, 10989 nucleotides. The record is from the annotation of a GenBank genome assembly. NCBI's taxonomy places the organism in Eukaryota, Metazoa, Arthropoda, Insecta, Hemiptera, Aphididae.
GUAUUCUUGUCCAUGAGAUGGCCAUAGAAAUCGUAGAAUUAAGUUUUUAAUUUUGCAAUUUUAUUGAAUUGGUCAUUUGUUGAAACCAUAUGGGAACUUACGACAGAAUUCGUUAAUAUUGCGUUAAAACAAAAAGAUAACCUAUAUUUAUAAUUGGUACAUUUUCUUUUAUAAUGUGAUUAGUCGUUUAUUCUCCAAGAUUAUUCGCAUUGUGUUUUAUUGAUGACAAAAUUAAACUGACGUAUUGUAUUAUAAUAGCUAUGGAAGUUAAACAAAAGAUCAACAAUUCAAAGUGAGUAUUCAUUAUUUUAAUGUAGGUAAAUUAGGUAUUUAUACAAUUUUAAUAAUUUGGCACCUAUGACCUAAGUAGGUACCUAUUAUCAUCCAAGUUGUACAUUGCAUAUAAAUUCAUACAUACAUACUAACCUAACCUAACGCCGCUCAAAAUCGUUUUUCGUUGGCAAUAAUUAAUUGUUGUCCACAUAUAAUAUAUGUAUAUUAUAUAUUAAACUUCUCCUUAACCUUCCCAACUUUUCACCUACAACAGUGGUCCACCCACUUGUGAAGUAUGUAAGUCUUUUUAAUUCUGAUUUCUAAUAAUGGAAAAAUUUGUAAAUAAAAGCUUAAAAUUAUAUUUUUAAACAACUAGUUAAAGACAAAAAAAAAUUUAAAUUUUGUUAAUUUUACUGAACAGUCAGUAACACUAUUUCCUUAAGGAGUAUAAUGAGGACAAAACGAUAUUGGCACCAGUCACCUUAAUAUCGGUUUAUCUUUUUAUUUUGUCUGGAUUAAAACAAUAAGUUUCUGUACACUUCAAUUCUUGUUCCUUUCUAUUAGGUGGGAAUAUUAUGUAGUGCCCUUUUUACAAAUUGUUGGACAGUAUGACCCUUGUACCCUUAAACAAAAAUUAGAUCAUAAAUAAGGCAAUUAAUAUACAUUAUUGUUUUUAACUUAUCAGAUGUACAAUUAAAUCUGAAAAAGAAAUACAACAACCAAGUACACAAGCAAUUGAAAUAAAAAAAGAAAUUGAUUUAUUUAAUGAUUGCGAUUUUGGAAGUGUAUUAAUUGACAAUGAAAACCAACCACUACAGUAAGUUUUUUUUUUUUGAUUUUUUUAAUUAAAUUAAAUUAAACUAAAUUAAUCUGUAAAUGAUAUCAUUCCAUAUUACACAUGUCCUUAAAGUUAGCAAUACACAAUUAUUAAUAAUUAUAUCCAUAAUAAAGUGAUAAUAAUUGCAAAUAAGUUGGUCUAAUUGUAAACUGUUGGCAUUUUAUUUCUUUAAACAAAACAAAUACAUACACAGCGAAACAAAGCUAACCUAAGCUAACUAUGUAUAAGCAUUAUAAGUAGUCAACUUGGGAUUAACAAUGACCUAACCUUACUUAAAUUAGACAGAAAUUUAUAUUUUGCUUUUCUAGAUGUGAUAGAAUUUUCAUAUCAUUUGAGGUAUUUUUGAUCUAUUUUUAGACAUUUUAAUUUUUGGGAGUUUUUUACAAAUGUUUUAUUCGGUAGUUAGUGUGUGGAUAAAAUUAUUAGAACAAAUAAAAAUGAUUACAAAUUUAACAGGAGGUUCAUUAUCUUUGCUUACAUUGAAUUACCUAUAAUUGUGGCCUCAGCCGACCAGAUUAUCCUAGAACAACAUUUUUAAUACUGUUUUAAAUUACAUGGACUAUAGUAUAAUCUAUUUUCAUUUUAUGAUUAAAGUUUUUUUUGUUUAUAAUGUUUUUUAAAACAAUUUCCAUCUCUAUAGAUUUUUUGGUAUUCAUGCUAUAUUUAUAAUUAAUACGCAAACAUUUAUUUUUUAUGUAUAAAUUUAUGAUUUUCAAAAAAGUCAAUUAAGUAAUACCAUCCACCACAGGAAAUAAUUAGUUUAAUAUUUUUGAUAUUUUAUUUAAUUUUAAGUUCAAGGUAAUUAACAUACACUAUGAUUUUUAACUUUUUAGAUGUACAAUUAAAUCUGAAAAAGAAAUACAACAACCAAGAACACAAGCAAUAGAAAUAAAAAAAGAAAUUGAUUUAUUAAACGAUUGUGAGUUUGAAAGUGUAUUAAUUAACAAUGAAAACCAACCACUACUGUAAGUUUUUUUUUUCAUAUAGUUUUAACCAAACUAAAUUAAACUAAUUUAAUCAGUCAAUAAAUAAUGUCAAUUGACAAUAAUUGUUAAUAAGUUAUACUUAUUAAAAACUGUUGACAUUUUAUUUCUCUAAACAAAAAAAAAAUAUAUAAAUUGUACUACCUUUAGAAAAAGUUAGCAAAUAAAUAUUAUACAAAUUUAUUAAUUAUAAUUUUUUUUUUUUAUUUUUUUUUUUUAUUAGAAAUAAACAAUCUAUACCCUAGAGGCACAAUAGGUUUAUGUGGUUAGAGUAAAUAUAGUUUAAUUAAAUUAAUUAACAACUAAAAUAAUUAAAAAUAACUGGAUAUACUUGAUGUGAGAAGUCAUCCACUAAUGAUACUCACUAAAAAACUUAUAAACUUUUUUCUUUUUUUUUAUAUAUAUAUAGAAAAUUAUUUGGACAGGACUGAAACUCAGUCUACGGAUUAGCUGAUGGGAGGGGGAUGGGCAAGUAGGUCACGACACCAUUUCCGUUUUAGACGUCUAGGUGGGUUUCCAGGAAUAGAGAGGCCUACGAGAUUACAUAUUAACAGGUUGCUGUUGGAGGUAAGACGAUUGUGGAAGCGUUGGUAAUGCUAUGGCUUCUUCGCGCACUGAUUUGAUUUUUAAAUCGGAGUGGAUAGUAUGGUUUGAGACGUAAGGAGGAGCAUUUAUAAGUUUCCUGAGUGCAAUAUUUUGAAAGGUUUGUAUUUUAUUUAUGUUCGAUUUUUUUGCAUUACCCCAUAACUAAAUUCCAUAUGUCCAGACUGGUUUGAUCAAAGAUUUAUAAAUGAGCAGUUUUGUGUUGAUAUUAGUGUAUUUGUUAUGGUUAAUAAGUGUUUUGAGAAGGCGUAAACGAGAGCUUAGAUUUAAUAUGCUGGGCCUAGGUUAAUCUUUGAUCCAGUGUUAGCCCAAGAUAUUUAACUGUUUGUGAAUUUGGAAUAGAGAUACCAUGAAUGGAGACAGCUGGGCAGGGUGCAAGUCUAAGGGUAAAUGUACAAUGCACAGAUUUUGAUUGAUUUAUUUUCAACCACCAAUUGGUGUACCAUUCUUCCAUGAAGGAGAGAUGAGUUUGGAGAUGGUGGGAGGCAACAACCGAGUCAUGAUUCACUGAGAUUAUUGCUUUAUCUUCCACGUAGUCAGCGACUAUUGUGUUCGGGGAGGUGAGUUGGUCAUAUGCGUAGAUGUUAAAGAGCACAGGCAAAAGAAUUCCACCUUGAGGAACACCCGCCGAGAUUUUGGCUAUACUGGAGAGAGUUUCACCAAAACGAGUACUGAAAUAUCUGUCUGUUAAAUAGGAUUUAAUGACCAGGAAGUAUACAGGAUGUAAAAUUUUUUUCAAUUUGAAAAGUAGUCCGUCGUGCCAGACCCUAUCAAAUGCCUGAGUGAUAUCAAGAAAAACGCAUGUGCAAUUUAAUUUUUCGCAUCUACAACUCUAUGAACUUGAUGGAUUGUUGAGUGGGUAGAUCGAAAACCAAACUAGGAGUCGGGAAGAAUGGAAUUAACAGUUAAGCAAGGUAAAAUGCAUUUGAGUAAAAGUCUUUCGAGGAUUUUAGCAAAAAAAGGUAGUAGGCUUAUGGGUCGGAGGAGAUGGAGUCAGGGGGUUUAUUGGGCUUUGGAACAAGAAUAAUAAUAGAGAAUUUCCAAAGGGAAGGAAAAUAUGAUAGCCUAAGCACGGAGUUAUAUAAAUGUGUGAGGUGGAUGAUCGCUUGUUUUGGUAGGCACCUGGCAACUUCAGCAGUAAUAUGGUCAAAUCCGGGAGAUUUUUUGAAAGAGUAUUUGUAAAUGGCAUAUUUAACUUCAUUCAGAGUAAAGUGUUUGACAGGACGAGCUAGUGGUAGUGGGGAGUUUAGAUACUCUUCCACAGGGUUGAUGUUAUUAGGAGAGAAUAUAUCUGAGUGAGGUUUGAAUAUAUCAGAUAGAUAGAGUUUGAACAUUUCGGCUUUAUCUGAGUCAGAUAUAACAAGACUACCAUCAUUUUUUUUAUUGACACAUUAGGGGCUUUGGUUUUGCACGCAUUUUUUGUUGUUUUCCAAAGACUACCAUCAUUUGGUGAGAGAUUAGUUAGGAAACUUUCAAAAGAUUUUGAUUUGAGCUUAGCUAACAAUUUUUUUAAAUGAUUGGCCAGUUUGUUGUAUUUUUGCUUGUGUGAAGGGAGGCAGGUUCGUUGGUAAAGAGCCCUUGUCCUACAUUUUUCAACAAUGAUUUCACGAAUGUGGACUGGCAAAGUAGGAGUUUUAGAAGGGUUAAAAGUUGUGACUGUGGAUGACCAAGCCGCAGAUUGAAUUAGGUUGGUAAGAUUAUUAACAGCUAGAUCCAGAUUAUCAUUGGAUUUUAAUUUAAUGUUUAAUUUGAUUUGUUGGUCAACAAGGUCAUGAAAUUUACUUUUAUUAGUAGUAUAAUUAAAUAAUUUCGGGGAUUCCUGACGUAGUGGAGGAGAGACAUUAAGAGUUAGCAAUAUUGAAGAAUGGUCAGAAUUUAAAUUGAGAAUAUUCUCCAUAAUACAAUGAAUAUUGUUUGGUAUUUUCGUAAUAAAAAUAUCUAGAAUAUCUGGUUUUUUGCGAGUUGAGGUAGGCCAAUAAGUUGGACCAGGAAGAGCAAGAACUUUUAGAUUACCUCUAGUUACAAAAUUGUGAAGAACUUGACCGCGCGGAUUGUUAGCUCGGCAACCCCAGGAGUGGUGUUUUGCAUUGAAGGCACCGCCUAUAAUGCAAUUGUUGUGAAUAGAGUUAAAGUAAUAAGAAUAAUUUUGAAUUGUGAUCUUGUGUUUUGGAGGGGAGUAUAUGGCCGCAAUAGUAAUAGGAAUAUUAUUUAAUUUGAUGAUUAGGGCACAUAAUUGUAGAUAAUCCAAUCAAAAAUGUGGAAGAUGUUAAAAUUGGAUUGAAUUUUUUAUGAGAAUAGCAACACCACCGUGAGCUGUAUUGUCAGGACGGUUUGUUUUUAAAAGUUUAUACCCAGAUAUAUAAUUGUUGGAGUAUUUGGUGAAAUGGGUUACGGUUAUUAGUGCUAAGUCAAUGUGUAAAUUAUAUAGCACUGUUUGGAGUUCAUUGAUAAGAAUNUCGUUUAUCCGUGGAUAUCCUGCCAUCCUAUUCCACGGAUAAUCAGGAGUACACUGUAUCUAGAAUAUCUGUUUUUUUGCGAGCUGAGGUCGGCCAAUAAGUUGGACCAGAAGGAGCAAGAACUUUUAGAUUACCUCUAGUUACAAAUUGUGAAGAACUUCACCACGCGGGUUGUUAGCUCCAUAACCCCAGGAGUGGUGUUUUGCAUUGAAGUCACCGCCUACAAUGCAAUUGUUAUGAAUAGAGUUAAAGCAAUUAGAAUAAUGAGAAUAGGAACACCACCGUGAGCUGUAUUGUCAAGAUGGUUUGUUUUUAAAAGUUUAUACCCAGGUAUAUAAAUGUUGGAGUAUUUGGUGAAAUGGGUUUCGGUUAUUAGUGCUAAGUCAAUGCGUAAAUUAUAUAGCACUGUUUGGAGUUCAUUGAUGUGAUAUUUUUAUUCCGUUUGCAUUAAAUUGUAGAAUUAAGAGUGAUUUAUUUGUACCUGUGUUGUUUGACAUUUUAUUUAGCAAGAAGUUUUUCAAUUACUUUGGUAAGUAGUGACAUUAGAGGAUUUAUUAACGAUUUGAAAUCCUCAAGGAAAUUUGUGAUGGUAGUAUUUAAAUCAGGAGUAAUUGGAGGAGUCAAGUCAUUAGCUGUUCUACCAGAAAUGACUUGGACAUAGGAACGAGGAUCGGGCUGAAUUGGGUGGGUGUCAUUUAUUGGAUGACUAUCACUAACAGUUGUGGUAUUUACUCUAUUGUUAGUUGGUACAAAGUUACUUUUGAUAAAUGGUUUUUUGGCACACUGGAGAUGCUUGUAAAUGGAACAACCUUUGUAACUUGCAGGAUGAUCGCCUGCACAGAGUGCACACUUUGGUGGAAUCGAGCGUUAAUUUGGACAGUCCGAGGAUUUGUGAUUUGAGCCACAACGAACACGGCGUGUGGGGUAUCCACAGUAGAUUUUAGUGUGACCGUAUUCCUGGCAGUUAUUGCAUUGGCUGAUUGUUUUGGAUUUGUAGGGCUCUUCAACUUUAAUUUUUGUGUGUAGCAGUGAGGACAGAUUAAAUAUUUCAGUUGACCUGAUUGUUGGCUCUAAGUCUACGAAGAAGAGCGGAAGUGGAAUUUUAGUUUUUUUGUGGAGAACAUUUGUAACACGUCUUAUUUCAAACAGACAAACUUCAAGUUCUUCUUUAAUAGUGUCUACCUUUAUGGUUGGAUGAAGAUUCCGUAUAACGACACAGAGUGGUUUGUCUUGUUUAAGCUGAUAUGAAUGAAAUUCAGCUCCUUGAUCUUUUAGAAAAUUAAUAAGUGCUCUGUAAGAUUCAGGAUUCGAUGUUUGAAUCUUUAAACGGUUAGCAAACGCUUUACAGAAGAAAUUAUCUACCCCAAUUAGUUCAAUUAAAGCUGUACAUAGGUCUAAGUAGUUUUCCACGCCCCUCACGAAAACAAGAGAGGGGGGGGGUUGAAAACUUCGUCUGAGUUAUCAUUAUUUUGUUCCAUAGGCUGGUGCGAUGACGAGUUUAAGUCAGGCUCAACAUCUUGAUUUAGGAUUUCGAAUCGAUUUAAAGAUUUAAACAGUUUGGUUUUUUUUUUUUUAUAAUAUUUUGCGACUUUAUUGACCUGAUCGCUUGACAAUGAGGUUUGAGAUGAUGAAGAGUGAAUUCUUUUAGCUUUUGUAACAAGAGUAAAAUUUUUAUCUAGAUUAUUAAUUGUAGUUGUCUCAUCAUAUGUGGACCUAGAAGCAUGAGUGUUUAAAUUUGGAGGCCGCCUGGGCACUUUUGUUUUGUUUUUACUAUUUUGCUGAUUAACAAUAUUAUUAAUAUUUGACAUAAUUAGCUAGCUAGCUGCGGUGGUAGCGGCGUGUGUUAUUUUAUAAGGAGAACUAGUAUGAGCUAUUGUGUAAUUACGUAGAAGAUGUGAGUACUUAUAGUGAACUUAUGCAAAGUUUUUAACGAAGAUUUGAACGAACUUAUACAAUGGACGUUGUUACUUUAUUAUAUAAAAAUACUGUAAGUAAUUUUGAAAAAAAAAAAUAUAUACUUUUAAGUACAACUAAGUUUCAACUCUUUGUCACUGAUCACUAAUGAGUGUAAUUAUAAAUAAUUACGACGGGAACGCACAGAUAAAACGUGUGUAUCGGAUGGCUUCCACCGCGGGAGUGUGUAUAUCGAAUAGCUUCCACCGCGGGAGUAUGAAUUAUAAUAAUACUUAAUAAUAUUUUAUUAUAUUAAUUUGUAAGCAUUCAAUUUUUUAAACUUCAGGACACCUGCCUAUUUUGUGUUGUGUUAUAAAAAAAAUAGACUGCAGGAAAUCAAUGAAAAUUAACCAACAUUAGUCCAACACAUGUCCUUAAAGUUAGCAAUGCACAAUUAUUAAUAAUUAUAUCCAAAAUUAAGUGAUAAUUAUUGCUAAUUAUUUAUACUAUAUAAAAACUGUUGGCAUUUUAUUUCUCUAAAUAAAAAAAAUACAUACACAGCAAAACAAAGCUAACCUAACUAUAUAUAGACAUUAUAAACAGUAAACUUAUUAACAAAGACCUAACCUAACUUAACUUACUUAACAAAACUUAAAAUUUAAACAGAAAUUUAUUUUGCUUUUUUGUGGUACAAAAAAAACCGGAAAAUGUGAUAUACAUUAAUUUUCCUUCUAUAUUCUACCUUCCCCAUUUUCCACCUACAACAGUGGCUGCACUCAUCUCCAUUAUCCUAGAACACCUUUUUAAAUUAUGAAUUGUAUAAUAAUAUUAAUAGUUUAUUAAUAUAUUAUAUAAUAUAUUUUGUGAAAUUUUGUUUAAUUUAUAACAUACAUGAGUAACUUAAGAACAACAUGUUAGUUUAUAUCACAUAAGUUUGGAUUACUAAAACUGUAGCACUUAUUAUAUUAAAUGUUCUAAGGUCCUCUCGUAUAGAUGAAAAUACCUCGUACCAAGAGUUACCAUCAGCAAAAAGAACAGUGUUAUCAGCAUAACACACUAGUUAACCAUGUAUCUUAAAAUUGUUUAUUUGGUUAAUUUGAAUAUUAAAAAGAAUGGGAGAGAGGUUAGUACGUUGAAGUACUCCAUAUGUUGUUAGUGUUUCUAAACUUAAGUAAUUAUUUAUUCAAACUUCAAAAUUUAUUAAAAUUAUUUAAUAAUAUUAAAUGGUUUAUAGUUUUGAAUGCAUUAUAAAUGUAGUUAGAUACUGUUGCAAUUCCUUGUUCAGUAUUUUGUUGGAUUUUACCAUCCCCUAUAAGAAAUAAUUUAUUUAAUAUUUUUGAUAUUUUAGCUAGUUUUAAGUUUAAAGUAAUUAAUAAACACUAUAAUUUUAUCUUUUCAGAUGUACAAUUAAAUCUGAAAAAGAAAUACAACAACCAAGUACACAAGCAAUUGAAAUAAAAAAAAAAAUUGAUUUAUUCAAUGAUUGUGAGUUUAAAAGUGUAUUAACUGACAAUAAAAACCAACCUCCACAGUAAGUUUUGAGUAAGACAGGUUAUUUAAGUAUACAUACUUAAUUUGUAUAUUUUAAUUAUGCAUAUAUUCAAAUUAUGAUUUUUGGAAUUUUUAAGUGAAUUGAAUGAGUAAUGAUUGAUGACUUUGAUCAUUCAUAUUUUUGCAUACUUGGUUUUUCCACUAUGUUUAAGGAGUAUUUUUUGGCUAUAUCAACUUCAGUUUUUUAGAAGAGAACCUACGUGUUUUGAUGGAAAUUAUCAAUCGAAAUAUUUUUUUGAAAUUUGACGUAUAGUAAACAAAAUUCAAACGUAAAGUUUCUGAUUUACUCUGCUUUCUAUACUAAGGAUAAUAGCAUUUUUAAUAUCAACUGUUUUGUGUGAUAGAUUAUUUUAUCUUCAGAAUUAUAGAGUAAUUAGUUAUUAAUUAUUAUACUUAUUAUAGUAUUUAUAGCAGAAAAACUCAAAAACUUUUUGUUCAAAUUUUGACUAAAAUAUAAUAUGUUAACAUUUUCAGAAAAAUCAUUUUAUUGACAAUUAGCAUUAAAAUGUGUAAGCAUGUUCUCAUUUGAAAAAACAAAAUUUGAUAUUGCCACAGGAUAUUCUUUAAUUGUUUUGAAAAUAUCGCCUUUUACCACACUUAAAAAUUCCAAGUAUCAGAAUUUAAAAUUAUAUAUAAUUUAAUAAUGGGAUGAACACUGAUUAUUCUUAAAAAAAAAACUAUGUCUAUUAUUAUAAAUGUUUAAUAAAAAUGGCAUAAUGGAGAAGGGAUAUGUCACCCUCGUUCUUCUUCACAAGUUCACACCCUAAACGAUGUAUGGUUGUUUGUACACAUUUUCAUUGAUUUCAUGCAAUUUGUUUGUUAUUAAAUAUUAAAAUGACAUUGGCCUCAAAUUUUGUUGAGGGUGUAUUUUUUUUUAUUAUAAGGCACAGGAUUGGCGGGUGUCUCAGCCGAAAUUUUGAAAUCGCAAAAUAAAGACCACUCUAACAUUUCAAUAUAUUAUAUUUAUCAUACGAUAAUAAGUCUACUUGUUUUUAUUUUUAUCCGAAUACUAGGUUAGCCUCACAGUUUUCGUUUACAACAUUAUAGUUUUGCUCUAAUAAGGUGGUUGGGAACUGCUAUAAUAGACUAAAGUUUAAUACAAAACAAUUUUAAAAUACACCAAUACAACUAAAUUAACAUGAACAAAUGUAUAAAUUAUUCAUCAAAAAACUUAAAUGAACAUUUUUCAAUAAAUCUUUCUGUAGGUUUUGUUAUAUUGCCAGUGGGAAUAUCCAAAAUUAGGUUAUAGUUUUUUUUUUUACAUUGUGUUUGUUAAAUUUUCAGUUACAUGCACAACUCCAAAGAAGAAAUGGAACAAUCGAAUAUUCAAACAAUUGAAGUGAAAAACGAAUUUGAUAUCAUAAAUGGCUGUUUAUUUACAAGUAUAAUAACUAUUGAAAAUGAUCCUUUUGAAUUAAUUUCACAUAAAACAUCAAAACUAAGAAAAAAUAGUUGUACAUACAACAACAGUCUUAAUACAUUCAAUUCAAAAUCAGGUUUAACAUCACAUAUAAUGAAAUAUUUAAAGAAGAAGACACUUAAAUGCAUCAUGUGUACUAAAUCAUUUACUAAGAAGAAAUAUUUAAAAUGUCAUAUGAAAACUCACACUGAAAAACAAUGCAAUAUUUGUGAAAAAUCAUUUUCUCAAUUGACCGCUUUAAUACAGCAUAAGUUAAUUCAUACAGGAGAAAAGCCCUUCAAAUGUAAUGAGUGUAAAAAAUCAUUUAGGCAGAAGUCUCAUUUGAUAAGUCAUAUGAGGGUUCAUACAGGUGAAAAACCUUUCAAAUGCAAUGUGUGCACAUUAUCAUUUUCUCAAUUGGCCUCUUUAGUGAAGCAUAAACUAAUUCAUACAGGAGAAAAACCCUACAAAUGUAAUAAAUGUAAAAGAUCAUUUAGGCAUAAGGGUGAUUUACAAACACACAUAAGAACUCAUACAGGUGAAAAACCUUUUAAAUGCAAUAUCUGCCAAGUAUUAUUUUCUCAAUUGACCUCUUUAAAUCGGCAUAAGCUAAUCCAUACAUGUGUGAAGCCUUUUAAAUGCAAUAUUUGUGAAAAAUCUUUUACUCAAUCUUAUAGUUUAAAACUGCACAAGUUGAUUCACACAGGAGAAAUGUCCUACAAAUGUGAUGAGUGUAAAAAAUCAUUUAGGCAGAAGAGAUAUUUGACUAAACACAUAAAAACUCAUUCUGCUGAAAAACCUUUUAAAUGCAAUAUUUGUGAAGUAUUAUUUUCUCAAUUGACCUCUUUAAAUCGGCAUAAGCUAAUCCAUACAUGUAUAAAGCCUUUUAAAUGCAAUAUUUGUGAAAAAUCUUUUACUCAAUCGUAUAGUUUAAAACUGCACAAGUUGAUUCACACAGGAGAAAUGUCCUACANUUUUACAUGUAAUGUUUGA